AUGGGAAGUGCUUUCAGUUUCCUGACAAGUUACGUCCGAAGUCGGACAAACGAGUCAGAGCCAAACGUAAACGCUUUUAGCAACGACGAAAACGUAAAUACGCAACAAAAUGACAGUGAGAACUUCAUCCGUACUCAAGAUGGCGUUCGUUGCAGCGAUUCAGAGCUCAACAGCGCUGAUCAAAACCGAGAGAAAGCCGCGAUCGAGUCUGUUAACGGCGCAACGUACAACCUACAAAUACAGAUUCGCGAUUCCACCGGUAAUGUUUUGAUCGGCGAUAACAAUAACAUUGAUUUCCAGCCAUCAGGAAAAGAUAUGGGGAGCAUUACAGAGGUCGAUGCUCCUCCAAUGGAUAUGACGAACCGAACAACGGCACCGGUGGACGUGAAAACCCAGAUCUCUACGACAGCUCCAGUUGCGUACAUUGAUAUCACAGCUAACAAUGUAAUCGUCGGAGAUAGAAAUGAAAUUAAAGUGCCGUCUAGAAGUGAUCGAGUGUCCACAUACGACUCCCUCAUGCGUCAUCGAAAACCGAACGAUACAAUUGACUUUAGUCAAAUGAACGGCAAAACAGAGUGCUAUAGGCGUUUAUAUUCGACGCCAUAUCGGUUGCCAUCGCCGGGAGUUGCACCUCAACUUAAAGAAGUGUUUGAGCAAAUGGCAAAAAUAGUCGAUACGCUUUAUCCUUUGCGGGACAAAGGGGAAUGGAAUGAAUUUGACAAAAAGUUGAAUCUUCUCCAGUCAGAAUAUGAAAGCCAACCAGAGAUUAAGUGUUUUCUCAUGCUCGAGAGAUGUGUAAGGCUAACAUACCAAAAACGAUUAGAGGAAGCAAGAAAAAUUGCGGAUGAUGUUUUACAAAUUGUAACAAACGAACUCUAUGGGCUGUCACGUGAAAUAUUGGGUUUGUUUACAAAUAUUGCUUUAGCGAGCAUAUUUCGGCGUGAAGGGGAGGAAGGGAAGAAGCUAGGAAGCGCGAGUGAUUGCCUCGAAAACGCAAAGCAAAGCGGCGAAAGCUUGAGAGGAAUCAAUUUAACGAUUCCCAAAUUUGCUCUAGCUCUACUUAAUUACGAACAAGGGCGCCUUUGGUCAGAAUUUGCCAAGAUGACACUUAACCCUAAGAGUGCCAAAGCAGAGGCACGCAAGUUUCUGGGCUUUUCUAUCGACCGCUGUAGAGAACUUUCGGAUGAGAAUCGUUUAUAUACAGCUAGGCAGGGCUUUGCUCUUCUUGAUCUGGCGUGUUUAUCUAUUCCCAAUUCAAGGGCAUCGAAGAAGUCGUCAGUAACACAAACAAGAAGGUACCUUGAUGAGUUCAGUCGUAGCCAUAAUCAAGUCGAAGACACACCUGUAGCUGCGAAAAUAAAGUACCUCAUGAUGGAGUCAAAACUUUGCUUUCUCGAGGAGAAUUAUUCCAGAGCAGAAGAACAUGCAGGUAAAGCUCUUAAUAAAGCAAAACAAUAUAAAUUUGAAUUGGAAAUUGGUCCAGCCCAAGAUCAGAUCGAUCGCAUAUGUGUCUCCAGUGCAUCACAAGCUAAGCUACACGUUAAAAAUAUUGCCAGCAGGUACGCCUGCAAUUCUACCACCACGACGGAUUCGGAUCAGAGCGCGUCCAGAUCAGACUAA
Molecule: messenger RNA, 1620 nt
Organism: Pocillopora meandrina
Lineage: Eukaryota; Metazoa; Cnidaria; Anthozoa; Scleractinia; Pocilloporidae
Source: the annotation of a GenBank genome assembly